Sorghum bicolor (sorghum) is the source of this 1096-nucleotide messenger RNA. RefSeq lists its product as uncharacterized. Bases 198 to 755 code for a protein of 185 amino acids. The transcript has a single exon. NCBI's taxonomy places the organism in Eukaryota, Viridiplantae, Streptophyta, Magnoliopsida, Poales, Poaceae. The record is from RefSeq and is a predicted model, not a curated record.
AGAAUCGAGAGAAUUUUCUCCUCCUCCUCCUCCUACUCGGCUCGGCUCCUCCAGUCGUCUCCUUCCACUCCCUCCCGUCCUCUGCACCCCACCGUUCCACCAGCGAGCGAGUCUCCUCGUCGACGUCUCCGGCCGCUCGACUCGAGGUCGAGGCACCGUCGCCGCUUGUUUGGUUCGAUCCCCCCACCGCUUCUGCUAUGCCGCCGGCGCCAGCCGCCGUCGUGCCGGAGCCGCAGAAGCUUUCGCCGUCGCCGACGUCGCAGCAGUGCCGCCGCCGGCCGCGCUCGCCGCUCGCCAACGGCUCAGCCGCCGGCGACUUCGAGCUGCGGCACUGGCGCACGCCCAAGAAGCGCGGCGCGGCGGCGGCGGCGGCGUCGCUGGCGCAGCCGCGGUGGGCGCCGCCGCCCGUGAUCGAGAUACCCAACGGCGCCGGCAGCGACGGCGACGACAGCAACAGCAGCAGCGGCGGAGGGCACGGGUACACCAGCCUCCGGGACAUCCUGUCGUCGCCGGAGUACGCCGCGGCGGGGGGCUCGCCCGGGCCCUGCGGCGGCAUCGGCGGCGGCGGGUGCGGCAGCUGCGGGGACAUACACAUGAUCCGGCACCCGCUGGUGAAGCACGCGGCGUACACGUACCUGCAGAUGACGCCGUCGGCAAGGGAGGACCCCGGCCGCCGCGGCCGGCGCUGGCGCAGCCCGCUCUGCCGCCUGCUGCUCGGCUGCCUCAGCUUCAUCGGAGCGCUCUUCCGGCCUUGAUGAGACUCGUGCGCUUCCUGGUUGCAGAUUCUCUCUUCCUUGUCAUCACCCCUUGCUCUUCCGGUUCUUGUGUGAUUAGGAUUUUCUUUUUCUUAUUAGGAUUCUCUUUUUACUUUGCGAGAAUUUUAUGGGCUUUGCUUGAGGUGAAAUUUGUGUAAAUAAUUUGCUAGGAUUAGGCAGAAAUGAAAGCUGAGAUCAUACUAGAAGGAAGAGAAAUGAUUAAUUGCACACUAACAGCAUAUUAUGAGUAGUAGUUGUUAGCUUUGAUUCUGUGACGAUUUUUCAGUCGUCACGAACUAAUGAUUGGUGCAAUGAAUAUGAUGAUAGCAAUGAUUAUAUUA